UGCCGCUAAAAGCACGCACUCAAACCUCGCAGACCUGACGUGCCAGUCUUGUAUAUUGGGUUUUGGAUGAAUGAUAUAGUUUUAUGACGAAGAGAGAAUUAUUAAAACAUUGCACUAACAUCUCAUUCGGAGAAAAUUCUGGACGGUUUAACGAAUAGUUGUUGAUUGUAACUAGCAAGAAAAUGGACGGAGAAAAUCUUUCCUUCGAUAACGGAAUUUCGUAUACAAAUGCUGACGUCACGAAAAAGGACAACGACAAUGCAGAAAAUCGCAGCGCCUUUGAACGAUUGGAGUCACCCCAAGAGAUGAUAGGCCAUUUAAGAGACGAAUUAGCAAUGGCGAAUGCAGAAAUUCUUCGACUUAAAGCCAAAGUAAACGAGUACGAACUCUGUUUCGUCCAGGAAGGGAGCGGCAUCGUCAACCAGAGAAAUGAGUUGCUCAAGUUGUUGUUCCAAAGAGACAAUACCAUUGAACGAAAGUCAAUAGAAAUUAAUAUCUUGGAAAAACAGCUUGAAGCUGCCGUGAACGCAAAAUUUGAAGCUCUCACUCGGUUAGACGCUAAUGGAGGAAAUGUACUAACAGACCUAACCUUUUCACUCACCAAUAACCAACCGGAAAUCAUGGCCGAAAGACAGCGAAAACGAGAUAAAUUGCAAAAUAAUUCUGACAAUAAAGUGGAUGCUGCACGCCAAACUAAACAGUCCCGGAAGCAUGCCACUAAUGCUGACGAUAAUUUGGAAGCAACAACGUCACGUCAUUUGGUUCAUGAUGUUAUUAACAGUGAAAUUGAUCAAGCGAAUUUGUCGACGAGUCAUGAAAACAGAAACGACUCGAUCAGAAUUCAGAAUGAGCUGUUAUCUGAAGUGCGUACCCGACGACAAAAUCAAUUUGUUCUUGACGCAUUUAGUAAGAUCGGAGGCAGUGAGGCAAGUGAAAGCGUAAACCAAGAUUUGCCUACAAAAAAUGGCCGAAAGAUGUCAGAUCAAAAGCCUCCCAGAUCUUCAAACAACGUCCAGACUAAUCAUCGAUAUCCAUUUGUCAAACUAAAGAAAAUGAAGUUGAGCUUCUAAUGAAAAUGUUUUUGAAAAAUGAUUUACUCUGACCGUUGUGUACAAUAAAUGGAGUCCUAACAAAUGUUUUGCC
Messenger RNA from Bradysia coprophila, 1143 nucleotides. RefSeq lists its product as uncharacterized. The record is from RefSeq and is a predicted model, not a curated record. Lineage: Eukaryota; Metazoa; Arthropoda; Insecta; Diptera; Sciaridae.